AACCCUGCCUGUAGCUACCUACCUGUAGGUACCUGUGGUUACCACCUUAGGUAGCGAGGUACCUGAAGUAACCCAAAGCUACGGUCGGUGGAGGAAAUGCUGGCUGAAUUGCCCGCCUGUGGGCAGCCCUCCCCCUGGCCAAGCUGCCCACCAAAUCGCUACAGGCUGGUCGAAUCAACAGCGUCAUGCGGCUUGUGAAAUUGACAACUUGGCUGAAUUUGGGAACAUCGGACAUCGUGCUCGACGGUAAAAGAGGCCAAAAAAAAAGAGGCACAACGGACUACCUCGCGAAACAUCUGACGACUGACGUACCUACCACUCGGCGACUUACCGUACCUCUCUCUCUCUCUGCCUCUGCUCUCGGUCUCAACCUUUUCCCAGUCGACGUCCGUCAUCGCUAUCUCUUCCUCCCCUCUACCGAGUCACCGCCCACUUCUUAAAACGUGGCCUCCGCCGGGCAUCCCAAUCCUGCAUCGUGGCUAUAAGUUGAGAAGCUCCAACGGCAUCCUACCACUUUAUCGUCUUACUUAUCACCGUACAAUCCCCUUAUCUCGACUCCCCUCGACUCGAUACGACUCAAGUCAAGGCGAAGGCGGGAAUUAUCUUGACGCCGCGAGCCGCAGCGAGCCUGUCAAAUAGUUCAUCAACGCCCGCUAGAAUUAUUCGCGCCUCGGGAAAAAGGACGAGCCGUAUACCUAUACUAGGAGGAGGACAAUCGCGCCAACAUGGCUGCCCCCAACGAUGGCUACGGCCAGUACCCUCCACAGCAGUACGGCCAGGAGGCGCCCUACUCCGACCAGCCGCCUACCGCGUACGACGGACCGACGUCACCGCCGCCUCAAGCCACGUCGCAUCAGGAGGCCGGCAAGAAGAAGAAGAGAGGCUAUGCUACCCAAGCAUUCGAGUUCGGAGCCGGCGCGAAUGCCGCCCCUACCCCCGGCAUCCCCGGGCCCAAUCCCGGCGUCACGUCCCCGACCAACUUCGGAGGCCCUGCGGCGCCACAACUUUCCCCGGGUUACGGCGCGUAUCCCGGACGGGAUUUUCAGCAGCCUGGCUACGCCUCUCCGGGGGUCGCACCCGUACCCUCACCGUACGGCGCUCCCCAACCAGGACUUGCUGCGCAGCCGGGCGUAGGAGGGUACCAGUCCCCGGAGCCAUAUUACCAACCCGGACCCGGGAAUCCACCUCCCGGCGUCGCUGGGAUCACCCAGGGCAUGGCCGGCAUGAACAUGGGCCCCGGCUCCGUCCCCGGCCCCCAGCCUGGUGCUCAGCAGCCCGGCCAGCCAGCCCGUCUUGCCCUGAACCAGCUCUAUCCCACCGAUCUACUCAACCAGCCCUUCAACGUCUCAGAACUCGAUUUGCCUCCUCCCCCUUGCAUACUGCCGCCGAAUGCCAGCGUCACCCAGUCUCCCGACGCGAACUGCCCUCCCAAGUAUAUCCGAUCGACGUUGAAUGCGGUUCCCACCACCCACGCCUUGUUGAAGAAGUCCAAGUUGCCAUUUGCCCUCAUUAUCCAGCCGUACGCCGCGCUUCACGAUAUCGAUGACCCCGUGCCGGUUGUCCAAGAUCAAGUUAUAGCCAGAUGCCGAAGGUGUAGAACGUAUAUCAACCCCUACGUGAUCUUCCUAGAUCAGGGUCACAGGUGGCGAUGUAAUAUGUGCAACCUUACCAAUGACGUGCCGCAGGCCUUCGACUGGGAUGCGGCCGCUCAGAAGAGCGUCAACCGAUGGGACAGGCACGAGCUGAACCACGCCGUCGUCGAAUUCGUGGCUCCCCAGGAGUAUAUGGUUCGUCCCCCGCAGCCGCUCGUAUACCUGUUCCUUUUCGAUGUCAGCUAUGCCGCUGUUUCUACCGGUCUCCUCGCUACUAGUGCGCGGACCAUUCUGGAUAGCUUAAAUCGGAUACCGAAUGCCGACCGACGGACCCGACUUGGCUUCAUCGCCGUUGACUCAAGCCUGUCCUAUUUUUCGAUCCCCAAAGACCACGAAGAGAACGCCGAGACGGGCAUGCUCGUCGUUAGUGAUCUAGACGAGCCGUUCCUUCCCGUCCCUCACGAUCUCCUGGUCCCCCUGAUCGAAAGUCGGAACACCAUCGAAAACUUCCUGACGAAGCUUCCCGACAUGUUCCAGAACAACCAGAGCAAUGGUUCGUGCAUGGGGUCAGCCCUGAGAGCUGGCCACAAACUCAUCUCACCAUUGGGCGGAAAGUUGGUCGUUCUCAGUGCUUCACUGCCGAACAUGGGGGUAGGGAAGUUGGAAAUGAGAGAAGAUAAGAAGCUUCUCGGUACUUCCAAGGAAAGCAGCCUCCUCCAGACGGCGAACAGCUUCUACAAGUCGUUCGCGGUGGAAUGCUCAAAAAACCAGGUCUCUAUCGACAUGUUCCUUUUCUCGUCACAGUACCAAGACGUCGCCUCACUAAGCAACCUCCCUCGAUACACCGGUGGCCAGACGUGGUUUUAUCCGGGAUGGAAUGCGGGCCGUGCCGAAGACGCUGUCAAAUUCGCGUCAGAAUUCAGCGACUACCUGUCCUCCGAGAUUGGUCUGGAGGCCGUCCUCAGAGUGCGGGCCACCACCGGCUUGCGCAUGAGCACAUUCUACGGCAACUUCUUCAACAGGUCUUCGGAUCUCUGCGCGUUCCCGGCGUUCCCCCGCGACCAAUGCUACGUGGUGGAGGUGGCUAUCGACGAGACACUGCAGAAGAACUACAUUUGUUUGCAGGCUGGCGUCCUCUACACUACGUGCAACGGAGAACGGCGCAUCCGUGUCAUGACCUUGUCGAUUCCCACAACCACUAACCUUGCUGACAUAUAUGCUUCUGCGGACCAGUGUGCCAUCACGACGUACUUUACUCAUAAGGCUGUCGAGAGAGCCCUGGGGAGCGGCCUAGACGCCGCUCGUGACGCCCUACAGAGCAAGCUGACCGAGCUUCUGCAGACCUUCAAGAAGGAACUCGGAGGUGGGAGCAUGGGCGGUGGCGGCCUGCAGUUCCCGGCCAAUCUGCGCGGGCUACCCAUACUCUUCUUAGGGUUGAUCAAGCAUAUCGGCCUCCGAAAGUCAGCCCAGAUCCCGUCGGAUCUCCGAUCCGCGGCUCUAUGCCAGCUUUCUACUUUACCGCUACCCCUCUUAAUGCAAUAUAUAUACCCCCGACUUUACUCGUUGCAUGAUAUGCCCGACAACGCCGGCGUUCCUGACCCGGAGACGAGCCAGAUUGUCCUGCCACCGCCCCUGAACCUGUCUUCGGAGCGAUUCGUAUCCUACGGCUUGUACCUGAUCGAUGAUGGCCAGACGCAAUUCUUGUGGGUCGGUCGCGACGCCGUACCCCAACUCCUGGCGGAUGUAUUUGGAGUGGAGGAUCGCACUCAGCUCCGUGUCGGCAAGGGGUCGCUUCCGGAAUUAAGCAACGACUUCAACGAGCGGGUACGAGCGGUUAUCCAGAAGAGCCGGGACCACCUGUCCCGUGGCGUUGGGAGCAUCAUUAUACCGCAUCUAUAUAUCGUGCGAGAGGAUGGCGAGCCAAGCCUGAAGCUAUGGGCACAGACACUGCUGGUCGAGGACCGGGCGGACCAGGGGAUGAGUUUCGGCCAAUGGAUGGGAACGAUGCGAGAAAAGGUUGUUCAGUAA
This is a messenger RNA of Durotheca rogersii, 3620 nucleotides long. RefSeq lists its product as uncharacterized. Gene Ontology annotation, molecular function: SNARE binding; zinc ion binding. Lineage: Eukaryota; Fungi; Ascomycota; Sordariomycetes; Xylariales; Xylariaceae. Gene Ontology annotation, biological process: endoplasmic reticulum to Golgi vesicle-mediated transport; COPII-coated vesicle cargo loading; intracellular protein transport. Gene Ontology annotation, cellular component: endoplasmic reticulum exit site; COPII vesicle coat. Bases 726 to 3620 code for a protein of 964 amino acids. The transcript has 3 exons. The record is from RefSeq and is a predicted model, not a curated record.